GCGAGCAGAAGUGUCCGCGAAUCAGUCUAAAAGCAAACAGAAUCUGAAAAAAGAUCCCAGAACAGAUCGUCAAUUGGUCGGCCCCCAUAUAGCAUACAUACAUACAGUUUUCUUUAUUUUUUGCGAGUGUUGUGUUGCAAGUGCCGGAAAAGAGAAAAUAACUUAUCGAUCGCCCAAUUUGGAUUAACGCAGGACGCAGCACAAACAACGAGGAUCAUCCUAGGAUCCUGGCCAACUCUACUUUUCAACUAUAAUGCGGUUUGGUUGGCAGUACGCUGCGACCACAGCUAAAGGCAGCAACACGGCGGUCAAAGGCAACGGAAACGGAAACGCCAGUGGAAGAGGAAGAAGGAGAGGUUACCAUGCGAUGGCGAUGGCUCGUCCACUGCUCCUGCCCGCCCUCCUGCUCCUCCUAACCGCCGCCCAUUUGCCCCACUUGGCCCAGGGGCGCAGCACCACCAGCAGCGGCGGUCUCACCCAGAUUCGCACUGUUUCGAAUUUGAGCUCUAAUUCGAAUGCCAGUCAGCCAGCCAUCCCGGCUAGUAGCUCCAUUUUAAGUCCUCGCAAGCGCCACCGGAAGCGGAACAGCAAUUGGAUCGACUAUCGCAAUUUCGACGAGAACACGACGGCCCUGGAGUGGGCCAAUCCCUGUGGGGGCAACUAUCAUCCCGCGGCGGCAGAACGCUUCAAUCGCCAGCGGCCCAGGCAGAGCUUCAAUCAGCUGAAGCGCCACGCCUUUAGGGAGUACCGCAGCCUGAACAGCAGCCAGGACUCGGCCAUCGAUAUCCGCAACAUGACCAUGUGGUCGCUGCACACGCACAACUACAAGUUCCUGCCCAAGCUCAAGCCCAAUUCCACGAUUGCCCUGAAGCGCUGGUACCGCAACAUGCAAACGUACGUGGCCAGCUUCGCGUACUUGAGGCGCCAGCAGAUCCGCUGGGACCAGCGGUCCAUCACCCGCGAGUCGAGCACCGCCCGCGAGCUGCGCGAGCUGCUUUUGAGCUCGCGUCGAAUCCUCUGCGAGCUGGAGACGGCCGUCAACCAGACGCAGAGUCCGCGUCUCCAGAAGCAGCGGCGCAGUGGCGCUGCGGUUGCCACUCAGCAGCUUCAGCUGCCGCAAAUUUCACGGCUCGAGAUGAACAAGCGUUUGAAGCUGCGCACCAAGACAGCCGGCGACGGUGGCCACCAGGGAGGCAGUGCAUCCUCCAUGCCGACGUCAGCCUCCUCAUCUGGCGAGGCGGACUCGAUUGAUAUGCGCUUCGUGAAGCAUCACUACUACGACUUCCUGCGCACCAUGUACCAGCUGCUGCGGCGGGAUGGCAAGCGGGUGGGGAAGAGUCGUCGUCCGCGGAAGCAGCACAAGAAGCCCAAGAGCCAGAAGAAGAAUCACCAGAAGAAACAACAUCAAAUGGUGGUGGAGCAACUGGAGCAGCAGCGCUGGCGGAGCUCGGCCUUUCAGAAUGGCAAGGAGUUCAACGAGGUGUCCAAGCCGGCGGCGGCAGGUGGUGCAGUUGCAGGUGGUGCAGCUGGCAGACGUGGCAAGCGGCAGUCGAGACGCGUGCAGCGCACGUGAAACUACCAUAUAUAUUAAAAAGAAUCCCUCCCCCUCAGGACACGCCCCUUAGCCCUGUCCCGCCCCUUGCCCCCUUAAUUUAACCGUUAAUUGAUUGUAGCUUAAGUAAAUUAUUUGAUUGCCAGCACAGACUCUCUCUCUCUCUUCUCAAUUUCAUUGCAAGUAUUACCAACCACAUUCCGUAUUUAUUGAAAAGAAAAACCAACCGCAGUUGCCGUUCUAGUCACAUAAGAGCAACCGCCAAUCACCCUAGCAGUAUAUAAAUAUAUAUAUAUAUAUAUAUCUAUGUAUAUCCAAUGGAAAGUAUUAUUUAACACAUCAAGCCCCCUGAAUUUUAUGUGACCUUUUAGUAGGCUAACAUCAUAACCCUAACAUAACCAUAGCCCCUAGGAUAGGUUUUAGUCUUAAGGCACACACACACACAUCUUUUUUUUCGUAGGCUAGCUUGUGUUUUCGACAUCUGUGAUAUAGUGCUUGACUAGUUCGUAUUUAACCUAAUUGUAUAUAUAGAGAUCAUGUUUACCACUGCACCCAUAUGCUUUCGUAGGCCUAAGCUCGCCCUUAGAAAUCGAUUUUCGUAUUUAUAUAGAACCGACCGAUAUAUGACUA
Drosophila takahashii is the source of this 2182-nucleotide messenger RNA. RefSeq names its product unpaired 1 (gene upd1). NCBI's taxonomy places the organism in Eukaryota, Metazoa, Arthropoda, Insecta, Diptera, Drosophilidae. The record is from RefSeq and is a predicted model, not a curated record. Gene Ontology annotation, biological process: cell surface receptor signaling pathway via JAK-STAT; embryonic development via the syncytial blastoderm.